AUGGUGCCCCGAGCAGAAAUGAGCAGCAAAAUGAUCGACUUCGACACCUUCCUGCCGAUGCUCCAGCACGUCGCCAAGACCAAAGACACCGGGACCUUUGAAGACUUUGUGGAAGGCCUGCGGGUUUUCGACAAGGAAGGGAACGGCACCGUCAUGGGGGCCGAGCUCCGCCAUGUGUUGGCAACUCUCGGGGAGCGGCUGACCGAAGAGGAGGUCGACAAGCUCAUGGCUGGCCAAGAAGAUUCAAAUGGCUGCAUCAACUAUGAAGCUUUUGUGAAGCACAUCAUGGCCAGCUGAACGCCAGGAUAUGAUGCACCACAACGGGAUGGAGCUGGGUUAAAAGGCUUGGCUUUCGACAACAGCAGAAUCGAUCCAGGAUGGAUACUCAGAUAUUUCUCUCUCUCUCUCAUGCUGGAAUGGGGAUUCCUCCAUGCCUUUCUCUCUCUCUCACCGGGAUCCCUGCGCCUUCUGCAGGGCUCCUCCUGCGACCUCAAACAGCCUCUCUUGAACCAUCCAAACCUCAACUGACAUCUGCCCCACCCCGGCCCCUGACUCCAUCCCACCCCCAUUCAUUUGGGAGUCCUCGCCCUCUGCCUUCAUCCCAACCUCGCCCUCUGAGCUGGAUAUUGUGACUUCAGCGUUCCCCAGAGAACACUGUCUGCAUGUAAACUGAAAUCCUAGUAGUUACUAUUAGUAGUAGUGUGGUAGUAGAUAACUACUAUUAGUAACAUUGUAGUAAACUCCUACUAUUCACUAGGGCCGAUUUCCCACAAGCAGCUGCUCCACCCUCGCUCUUCCCUUCCCCCCCCCCCGAUUGUAUGCGUCAGUUUCCUUGGUGCUCUGUCAUCUUGCUCUGUCAUCUUGGUGCUUGGGGGGGGGGCAACAGUGGGAUGGCUUCUAAUGUCCUGGCCCCACU
Messenger RNA from Gekko japonicus, 916 nucleotides. Its product is annotated as myosin light chain 1, cardiac muscle. The transcript is spliced from 4 exons. Gene Ontology annotation, cellular component: myosin II complex. Bases 1 to 297 code for a protein of 98 amino acids. Lineage: Eukaryota; Metazoa; Chordata; Lepidosauria; Squamata; Gekkonidae. Gene Ontology annotation, molecular function: calcium ion binding. The record is from RefSeq and is a predicted model, not a curated record.